AUGGGGCUGGUGAUCACAGGGUGGGCGCCGCAGCUGGAGAUCCUGGCGCACGGCGCCACGGCGGCGUUCAUGAGCCACUGCGGCUGGAACUCGACCAUGGAGAGCAUGAGCCACGGCAAGCCAAUUCUUGCCUGGCCCAUGCACUCCGACCAGCCGUGGGACGCGGAGCUGGUGUGCAGCUACCUCAAGGCCGGCCUCCUCGUGAGGCCGUGGGAGAAAUACGGCGAGGUGAUAUCGGGGACAACCAUACAGCAGGUCAUUGAAACGAUGAUGGUCGCCGAGGAACGGCUCGCAGUGAGGCAGCGGGCAGAGGCGCUCGGGGAGGCCGUCCGUUCGUCGGCGGCUCAGGGCGCAUCAUCGCACAAGGAACUGGAGGACUUCAUAUCAUACAUGACAAGGUGA
Molecule: messenger RNA, 402 nt
Organism: Aegilops tauschii subsp. strangulata
Lineage: Eukaryota; Viridiplantae; Streptophyta; Magnoliopsida; Poales; Poaceae
Product: putative cis-zeatin O-glucosyltransferase
Molecular function (GO): UDP-glycosyltransferase activity
Source: RefSeq, a predicted model, not a curated record